Serendipita indica DSM 11827 is the source of this 1131-nucleotide messenger RNA. Lineage: Eukaryota; Fungi; Basidiomycota; Agaricomycetes; Sebacinales; Serendipitaceae. The record is from the annotation of a GenBank genome assembly.
AUGUUCUCCAUCGGAAGAUAUGAUCACUAUGACCUGCUGGGUCUCACUUCUGAGGCUGGAGAGAAAGAUAUCCAGAAGGCAUAUCGGAAACGCUCUCUUGCCGUCCAUCCGGAUCGUAAUCCAGAUAAUCCAGAAGCAGGUACGCUAUACACAUCCAUAAUUGUCAAAUUCACCCACAAUCCUCGUCAUAUACAGCCAUCUAAUGUGUCUCACGUUUUAGCGCAGAUGUUCCACGAGUUGAAAAUAGCCCAUGACGAGCUAUUGGAUCCUCAAACGAGGUCACUCUUGGAUGCAAAGAUCAAAUCACUACAAGCCAGCGCUGAGCGGCUGGCCAAAGCGAGCGUCAAACGCAAAGGUCUGUUGGACGCCUUGGAAGAGUCCGAGCGGCAGCAUAAAAAGCAAAAGACGAUGACGGAGUCUGAAAGGCAAAAACAAGAGGCAGAACAGAACGAGAUCAAAGAGGAAGGGCGACGUCUAAGGGAAGAACGGGAACAAGCAAACUCUAAACUGGAGCAAGAGGCUAGGUCUAAUGCGCAAUCACAAGACCAGUCUCUCUUUUCUACACAAGUUGAUUCACCCAUCAAACUUAAAUACGUCCUGACAAAUCGACCUGAUCUCGAUACAGUCCCAGCUUUAUAUCACAUACUCCGACAAUUUGGUCAGAUAGACGAGUCGUCUAUCACACUCACUAUCAAACCACCCAAGAAUAAACCAAACAAGCCACCGAAAUUUGCAACUGCAAUCGCAAUUUUUAGGAAGAUUGAAGGCUCGUUUGGCGCAGUGGAAUCGAGCGGACAAGAGGCACGGGGCUUGAAGGACGUUGAGAUCACCUGGCUGAGUGGUGAAGAACCAGAGCCUGUUCGCCAACUCAGGAGCACGGGGAUCCUAGGAGGCAGGAGUGGCACCUCUGGUCCAACUACCAAGGUAGAGAGGACAGACAACUCUUCGACAGCUGCCACGGCUGCACCUUCAGCGUCACACCCCACCUCUUCAUCACGCGAUUCUGCAUCAACUAAGCCAGGUGAAGGCCGACUAUCGGGCGCAGGAAUCAACUUUGAGUCUGCGAUCCUUAUGAGGAUGCGACAAGCCGAGCGGGACCGUUUAAACAGAGGCCAAGGAAAAGCUGAAUGA